Messenger RNA from Gloeophyllum trabeum ATCC 11539, 1455 nucleotides. Its product is annotated as MFS general substrate transporter. Bases 1 to 1455 code for a protein of 484 amino acids. Gene Ontology annotation, biological process: transmembrane transport. NCBI's taxonomy places the organism in Eukaryota, Fungi, Basidiomycota, Agaricomycetes, Gloeophyllales, Gloeophyllaceae. Gene Ontology annotation, molecular function: transmembrane transporter activity. The transcript has 8 exons. The record is from RefSeq and is a predicted model, not a curated record.
AUGGACGAAACCCAAGGCAGUGUUCCUAUCACGAAAGACUUCGGUUUCCUGCCCAUCCCUAGCAAACUUCGCCAUGACCCCGCUCACCCUGCGAAGUUCAGUAUUAUACUGAAUGUUACGUUUGGUUUCGGCAGUACAUUCAUCGUAUCAAAUCUGUAUUAUUGCCAACCUAUUCUCAUACAAUUAUCUCACUCGUUUGGUGUUACGUACACUGAGGUAUCGAACAUACCAACGCUUAUACAAGCCGGCUAUGCUGUGGGACUACUCUUUCUUUCACCAUUAGGUGAUCUCAUCCGCCGGCGGCCCCUGAUUCUCCUCCUCGUUUUCUGUGCCGGGGCCUUCACUAUCCCGCUCGCCAUCACGAAAUCCUUAGCGGUCUUCGAGGCCAUGAGCUUCCUUGUCGGCGUGUUCACAGUGGCGCCAAUGGUUCUCAUGCCUUUGGCGGCCGAUCUGGCCCCGCCGGAGCGCAAGGCAUCGGCCAUCUCAGUCGUCCUGUCCGGCCUUCUCCUAGGCAUCCUCCUCGCCAGGGUACUCGCCGGAAUCAUAGCACAAUUUGCUUCGUGGAGAGUCGUAUACUACAUGGCUAUCGGCGCGCAAGCUGCCGUCUUCGCGUUGUUUUAUUUCGUCCUGCCGGACUAUCCCGCUCGAAACCAGGACUUGACUUAUUUCAGGAUCCUCUACACGAUGGCGAAGUUCACGGUUACUGAGCCGCUUCUCAUCCAAGCAUGCCUGAUCCAAAUUGCGUCAAGCGCCAUGUUUACGAGUUUCUGGGUCACGUUAACGUUCCUUCUUGGAGGACCGCCCCUGGAUAUCGGACUCUUCGGUCUGGCGGGAAUGUUCGGGGUGGCCAUGGGCCCGAUCCUCGGUCGCAUAACUGACCGUCUCAUCCCGUGGUAUGCCACCUUGGUGGCCACCCUAUUUCUCACCGUCGCUCAAGCUAUUCAAACUGGAGCCGGUGGUAUCAACGUGGGGGCGGUCAUUGUGACAUGCUUUGGGAUUGAUAGUUUCAGGCAGAUGCAGCAGGUCUCGUUGACCACAGCUGUUUGGGCGAUCGACCCAUCCGCUCGCGCACGACUUAACGCGGUAUUGGUCAUAUCGAUAUUUAUCGGUCAAGUUAUGGGUACCUCAGUAGGUACGAAGGUCUUCGUCGACUAUGGGUGGCGCGCCGCUGCUGGUCUCUCGAUGGCUUUCUGUGGUUGGGAACUCGCAAUCCUUCUGCUCCGCGGGCCACAUUGUGAGCGGCAUACAUGGAUUGGGUGGGAAGGCGGAUGGGAAGCGCGGCAGAAGGUAAUCAAGGAGCGACAGCAAUACUCGGUCGGUGAGACAGACUUAGAAGGCGGCGUACCGCCGGUGGGGAAGGAUUCACCACGCGAUACACUGGCAGUAGCGCAGGAGUCGGAGCCUCCUAGCGAGGAAAAGAAAGUAGCCCAAGAAGAGUCGAGCCAGACGGUGUAA